Messenger RNA from Rhodamnia argentea, 1566 nucleotides. RefSeq names its product probable inorganic phosphate transporter 1-8. Gene Ontology annotation, cellular component: membrane. The transcript is spliced from 4 exons. Gene Ontology annotation, biological process: transmembrane transport. The record is from RefSeq and is a predicted model, not a curated record. NCBI's taxonomy places the organism in Eukaryota, Viridiplantae, Streptophyta, Magnoliopsida, Myrtales, Myrtaceae. Gene Ontology annotation, molecular function: transmembrane transporter activity. The coding region runs from base 1 to 1566 and encodes 521 amino acids.
AUGCCGCUGAAGGUUCUGUCUGUGCUCGACGCCGCCAAGAUACGGUACUACCAUUUCAAGGCCAUCAUUGUGGCAGGGAUGGGGAUAUUCGCCGAUGCCUACGAUCUCUUCUGUAUCCCGCCGAUCACGAGACUGCUCGGACACGUAUACUACAAAUCCCGCGACCACCACAUCCUGCGUGGCGUUGAAGCAACCAUGCUGGCUGUUGCUCUCCUUGGCACAGUGAUCGGUCAACUCGUAUUUGGCCGGCUCGGCGAUCGCAUUGGGAGGAGGCGCGUGUAUGGCCUCUCCUUGAUGCUCAUGAUUACCGGCUCCAUCGGGUGCGGAUUAUCAGUGGGCACGACACAAGGUCGUGUCCUGGCGAGUCUAGGAUUUUUCAGGUUCUUGCUUGGGAUAGGGAUCGGAGGAGAUUAUCCGCUCUCGGCAACCAUCAUGGCGGAGUUUGCUAACAAGAGACUGCGUGGCGGAUUCAUAGCGGCCGUCUUCUCGAUGCAAGGGUUUGGGAUUCUGGCGAGCUCGAUUGUUACGAUGGUGAUGUGCACGAUAUUUGGCCAGAAAGAUCUCAAAACAAGUGAUGCUGAUCUCGCCUGGAGGUUGAUAUUGAUGCUUGGUGCUGUUCCGACCGCAUUAACAUAUUACUGGCGGAUGAUGAUGCCAGAAACUGCAAGGUACACCGCUUUGGUGGAGCUAAAUGUGCUCAAAGCUGCCCGGGACAUGGAGCCCGUCCUAGACGUGUCCUUGAGCCAGAUUGCCGAGGACCAUCUCAUCCCGCCGAGCCCGCCAUCCUAUCGUCUCUUCUCCAAGCAGUUCUUCCUCCUUCACGGCCGCGACCUCCUUGCCUGCUCCAUCUCGUGGUUCCUCCUCGACAUCGUCUUUUACAUCAAUAACCUCUGCCAACCCCACAUCUACAAAAUGUACCUGCAUAAAAUGUACCUGCACAAUGAGAAGGCCGGCGAAGCGCUCACCGCCUUCCAGGCCGCCGAAGCACUCACCGCCUUCCAGGCCGCCGAAGCACUCACCGCCUUCCAGGCUGCCUUUGAGGUCGCAAGGCUCCAAGCUAUUGUCGUGGUUGGCUCCACGAUCCCUGGCUACUUCGCUGCCGUCUACCUCAUUGACCGUGUCGGGCGGGUUAGGAUCCAAGCAGUCGGGUUCCUCUUCAUGGCCAUCGCGUACUUCUUCAUCGGAAACAUACAUUGGAAGCACCAUGGUGGGCUUUUCAUGUUCGUGUACUGUCUGACCUUCUUCUUCUCAAACUGCGGGCCCAACACGACCACGUUCAUCGUGCCGGCCGAGCUGUUCCCUGCGCGGUUCAGGUCGACGUGCCACGGGAUCGCCGGGGCCGUGGGGAAGGUCGGGGCAAUGAUUGGCGCCGUGGGGUUCUUGAUGGCGACACACAAUGACGACGAAUUUGGGUCUGACAUGACGUUGAGUAUGAGAGUUAUGCUGAACAUAUUGGGUGGGAUUUGCGUGGUGGGGAUGGUGGUGACCAUGUUGUUCACGAGGGAGACCAUGGGGAGAUCGCUUGAGGAGAAUGAGAAUGCGAAUGAGAGUAAGGAUGAGUCAUAA